This is a messenger RNA of Triticum aestivum (bread wheat), 2302 nucleotides long. RefSeq names its product V-type proton ATPase subunit C. The record is from RefSeq and is a predicted model, not a curated record. Gene Ontology annotation, cellular component: vacuolar proton-transporting V-type ATPase, V1 domain. Bases 1110 to 1838 code for a protein of 242 amino acids. NCBI's taxonomy places the organism in Eukaryota, Viridiplantae, Streptophyta, Magnoliopsida, Poales, Poaceae. Gene Ontology annotation, biological process: proton transmembrane transport. The transcript has 12 exons. Gene Ontology annotation, molecular function: proton-transporting ATPase activity, rotational mechanism.
GAGAGAGAGAGAGAGAGAGAGGGAGGGAGGCGCAGGCGGCGGAGGAGAGGUGAGAUCGGGAGGCGCAGGCGGCGGAGGGGAGAGAGGGAGAGAGAGUUGAAGGGGAAGCCCUUCAGGUCCGCAGGUGAGUUCGCCGCUCGCAGGUGUUCCGGCGUUGCGUGCGUCUCGGUAUCGAUGGCGAACAAGUUCCGGACCAUCUGUGUGGUUUCGUCGGUGGUCGGUGUGCGUCUCCGGUGUGGAUGGUGUUUCGAACCUCUGGUGUCCAUGGUGCUCUGGCGUCGUCUGCGUCUCCGAGAGGAUGGUGAUCGAUUUCCGGACCUGUCUGUUUGGUUCUGUGGGUGGUCGAUGUGCGUCUGGGUGCUCUGCCCUUGUGUGCGCCUCCGAGAGGAUGGUGGUCGAUUUCCGGACCUGCCUGUUUGGUUUUGUGGGUGAUUGAUGUGCGUCUGGGUGCUCUGCCGUUGUGUGCGUCUCGGUGUAGAUGGUCAUCCAGUUCAGGACUUCUCUGUUUUAGACGAUGGUGGUAAAUACUUUUUCCCCGAUGAUUACGGAAUUUCCGAGUUGCUCGUUUUUUUGUUUCUGGAGAUUUGUGGUAUGCUGAUUACUUCAAAUCCGUAUGGUUGAUUAGUUGAUUUCGGGGUGGGGGUAAAUUUGGGCGUGGGGCGUGGGACUCUGGUGAUUAGGUAAUGGCGACAAGGUAUCUGAUACUGUCCCUACCUACGGGCGAGGAGGAUGCUGGUGCCUCAAAGUAUGCAGACUCUUUUUGGGAUGAAUUGCACAGAUCCCUGUCAGGCUUGCACGUACCACUCUACAGGCUCAACGUUCCAAAAUUCCGAAGAACUACACUUAAUGUUCUGGAUGGCGUCGCAGACAGCCUUACCAAUUUAAAUGCAGAAGUACAAGACCUCUGCAAUACCAUCCAUCAGUAUAUCAUGGAGAUUGGGAGUGUCUCCGCAUCAAAACAAAAGAGUACUGCAGUCACAAUCGGUGGUCUCUCCAUGGAUGAUUGUAUAUCAAUGUUUCUAUAGGAUGAGAAAAAAUAUUGUCUGGAGUCGCCUAUCAAGGAUUUAGUCUCUAUCAUCAAUUCUGAGAUUUCCAAUGUGAAAAGUGAUAUGAAGGUAAAGAGGGCAAAGUAUGAUGAUGUUCAAAGGAAGCUUCGUGUGGUUAACAGAAAACAAGGUGUUGUAAGCCUUAAAGAGAUUGACUUUUACGGCCUCCUGCAACCAGAAGAUAUGGUGUUCUCUGAACAUCUUGUAACACUUUUGGUGAUUGUACCAAUAACAUCCCAGAAGGAAUGGUUAUCAACCUAUGAGUUCCUUGAUCCUUUGGUGGUACCACGAUCAACUAAAAAGAUUUAUGAGGACCGGGAAUCUGCUCUAUACACAAUUACACUAUUUGCUAAGGCUGUUCCAAAUUUCAAGGAUCGUGCAUGGAAGAAACAUUUUCAGGUUAGCGACUUUAUGUUUAGCCCCGAGGCAUACGAAAGAAGAAAGCAAGGGAUCCAGGAGUUAGUUCAUGACCAGGAAGUUACAAAGGCCUCUCUUUUGCAGUGGCUAUAUGGAAGCUACAGCGAGGUUUUUUCCCGCUGGAUGCAUGUCGUUACUAUGCUUGUCUUUUCUGAGAGUCGUCUCCGGUAUGGCCCUCAUGCUAGAUUCCUGUCAGUGGUUCUUGUUCCAUCUAUGGACAAUGAGGGGAAAAUUAGGAACGCCUUGGAGGAAUUGACUGGUGGUGGAAAGAGUUACUGGAAUUCUGCAGAUUCAGAAGAUGCGUUUGCUCUUAUGGGACUGGUUGGUCAAACCGACCCAUAUCACUAUGUUUCAUUCAGCAUCAAGGUUGUCUGAGGAUGGGGUGCACGUGGAGAUGAAAAGUGCUUAAAAACCAGAGGCUGUGUUCACAGAGGAUUGAAAACCGAAGUUGUUUCAUCAUCAAACCAAAACAAGUUUAGAGGAAUGAUAUCUGAAUAAAUUCUUCAGCAAUGGUACUGCUUAUGUCAAGCUUGUCCGGCAAAGAUGCUCUGUGUAGCCGGUGUGUUCCUCAUGUUGAGAGUGAAAAAUGUUCCUUUCCAAAUCUUGAACAUACAGUGGUGCUUCAUUGUCAAUUUAUUGACAACUUGAGAUGCAACUUUUUAGUUCCAUUCGUACUUUUUUUCCUUAUUUGUCUGGGAAUUUUCAUGCAAAGAAUUUAAGUUCCUGCCGCUUACCAGUUCUUGGUGCAUGUAAUUUUGCUGAUGGAAUCACCAUACGUUUGUUGAAGUGAUCUCACAAACUGUAAAGAACUUUGAGUUAAAGAUUACAAUGGACAGGUA